Molecule: messenger RNA, 1001 nt
Organism: Haemorhous mexicanus (house finch)
Lineage: Eukaryota; Metazoa; Chordata; Aves; Passeriformes; Fringillidae
Gene: MALL
Product: mal, T cell differentiation protein like
Exons: 4
Coding region: 73-534 (153 amino acids)
Biological process (GO): myelination
Cellular component (GO): membrane
Molecular function (GO): structural constituent of myelin sheath
Source: RefSeq, a predicted model, not a curated record
AUCCCGCACGGGAGCGGCACGGGGCGGGCAAGCGCCAGCGGAGCCGAGCGGAGCGCUGUCAGCGGGGGAGAGAUGGCCUCGGUGGGUCCCUCCGCAGCCUCCACGCAGCCCGCCCUGCCCUCCGGACCCGCCGUCUUCAAAACCAUCCCCUACGCCUUCAUCCUGCCGGAGAUCGUCUGUGGGACCUGGGUGUGGAUCCUCGUCGCUGCUACCUCCGUCUCCUUGCCGCUGCUGCAGGGAUGGGUGAUGUACGUGUCCAUCACCUCCUGCCUCAUCUCCCUGCUGCUCCUCUUAAGCUACCUCCUCGGCUUCCACAGGAACAGUGAGAACUGGAAAGUGCUGGACAGUUUGUACCAUGGUGCCACGGCCAUUCUGUACAUGAGCGCCGCUGUCCUGCAGGCCAACGCCACCAUCAACUCUGAGUUCGGCGUCAACGCGCCCCUCAACUACCAACUCAACAGCGCUGCAUCGUUCUUCGCCUUCCUCACGGCCUUCCUGUACAUCCUCCACGCCUUCAGCAUCUACUACCAGUGAUCCUGGCAGCACCAGAUUCACCUUGACAGGAUGAGGGCUUUCCCAGUGUGAGAGACCCUGCUGUUGUCCCAAGGCGUGCCUGCUCCAGCCCAGUCACCAGGCCUCAGGAACAGCAAGUCCUUUUGCACUUCAUCACAGGAGGGAUUUUGCUGGAAAACGUUGGUGUGCCUGUGGGACAUUUCCUGCCUUACCUGGGGGAGGGACUUGCAAGGGGAGGGACUGGGUUCAGGCCCCAAGCCUCCAAUACCGACAUUCUGCCAAAUAUUGACAACCAUGGGAAGAGAAAAAAAAAAAAAAUCACUGUUCCUUCAGCAAACAAUCUCCUUUCUUAUGUAAUCUGCCUUUCUCCAGUUCAACUCCAUCCCUCCCCAACACAAGUUCAUAACAAAGAUACACGAUUGUGUUCCCUGAUUUUCAGAUGGUUUCAUUUGGUAAAUGCUGUAUUUGGAAUAAAGUGUCAACGGGCA